Myxozyma melibiosi is the source of this 1105-nucleotide messenger RNA. Its product is annotated as survival motor neuron interacting protein 1-domain-containing protein. Gene Ontology annotation, cellular component: nucleus; SMN complex. Gene Ontology annotation, biological process: spliceosomal snRNP assembly. The record is from RefSeq and is a predicted model, not a curated record. The annotation marks the transcript as partial. The transcript is spliced from 3 exons. NCBI's taxonomy places the organism in Eukaryota, Fungi, Ascomycota, Lipomycetes, Lipomycetales, Lipomycetaceae.
ACCGAGAGCCGGGUCUGGGAUGUCGCGAGUUUUUCAGGUAGACUGCUGCUGCUGCUGCCUUUUAUGUCGGCAUUGAAGCGGAGUGCCUCUGUGCUGAGCGAUCGCGAUGACGACGACGACAAGUAUGCAAAGACGGACAGUCUAGUCGGGAUGCAGGUCGACCUGUCGAACCUCGGAGACAUGGACGACUACGACGAGGAAGAGGACGAAGAGGAGGAGGACGAGACCACGAGUGACUACCAGGAAGACCAGCUCCCUGUGUACAAACCGCGCAGCUCGACAAUCAGACUUGGUUCUGUCACUGCGGGCCCGCUGGAUCCAGCAACAGGACAGCGUGGUGCGCUACCGAUCGCGCCAGAGGACGCUUCUGCGAUCACGCUCAACUACGACGAGGACAGCAAUGGCCUGCCAGAGGACGCAAUGGCAUACCUGCGCUCAGUCAGGAGAGAGGCUGCUGGUCGGCCGAGCUUUGUAACUGUUACAAAGCGAGCAGCACCAGUACCUUCCGUGAUCCAGGCAGCAACCACCCCGCCAGAGACAGACCAGCGCCCGAUCCGGGACGCAAAAGUUGACAAGAAAUGGCACCAAUACGCGAUAUCGCAGUACAAAUUCACCCGCAACCUCUACUCGUCUUCAUAUGACCGUCUUCCCUCUUCGCUCACGCGAGCUGAUUUACCUUCGAGCCUGGCUGCCUGGCGAGAGUACAUACAAUCUCCAGACCAUCCACCAGAGAUAUCAACCCUGGCGCUGCUCGAGCAGGAAGACGUGUUCAGAUUGUUCAAGUACUACCAACGAUGGAUCACCGGCAGCCUGUCGCCUGAGAUGUCUAAUUGGCUGUUUGCGCUUCUUGUCCGAGUUGCCGAUAUCGUGCCCGCGCAGGAGAUUUCUAUCCUCAGACAGCUGUGCCAGAAAUGCAUCUCUGUCAAGCAAACUACCGAGGUGCUGUCAACCACCUCGCUUGCUACGAUUGACAUGGUAAUCUCGGUCGUAUCCGAUUUCUUUGCGCAGCGCGAUCUGGCCUUUUACUUGUUUGAAUAGCUCAAAUUGAAAUAUCCAGUGGACCAAAAAUAAAAAUUUGCAUUAGAAAAAUAUUAGCUAAUCGAGG